Portunus trituberculatus (swimming crab) is the source of this 1023-nucleotide messenger RNA. RefSeq names its product vegetative cell wall protein gp1-like. The transcript has a single exon. NCBI's taxonomy places the organism in Eukaryota, Metazoa, Arthropoda, Malacostraca, Decapoda, Portunidae. The coding region runs from base 1 to 1023 and encodes 340 amino acids. The record is from RefSeq and is a predicted model, not a curated record.
AUGUGCUUGGUCUCGCCAGGGAAACGGGGCGGGCGGGGGCAGCUAACACCAUUGCCCGCCCCCGCCUCUAUUCCUCGUCUUUGCCCCGACCCGUUGCCCCGCCACCCUAUCUCCGCCUUGUCUCCGCCAGCUGUACAGCCUGCCCCGGGCCCCACGGAACCUGCACCGCCUCCACCGCUGGCCCCACAGUGUUCCAUGGGCAGCCAUGACGCGCCCGCGUCCCAUGGACGGCCUACUGUCGUCCACACGUCGUCCUCGCCGACGAAGCAGCGGUCCCGGGAUGGCCGGGCCCCGUCUCCUCCACCAUCACUUCUGCAGCCUAUUGGUGGACGGGCUUCCGCGCCGCCCACCCAUCUGCGAGUCUCAGCCUCGGUCCCGCCCCGUCAGCCCAUUCCUAGCUCGUCUGAUUCCCCUGCGCCGUCACCUCCGCCGCAGCACCCAGAGUGGUUUCCCGCUAGCCAGCGCCCGCUUCUCUGGGUGAGAGACAUUUGCUCAGGGGCCCGUUUUCUGGUGGAUUCCGGGGCAGAGGUGAGUGUGGUUUUGGCAGCGGUCACUGACCGCCGCGCCCAACCCCGUACGGCGUACGACCUUCUGGCCGCCAACCGCACCCCGAUCGCGACGUAUGGGACCCAGACGCGUCGCGUGGCACUCCUGCCUGGCAGCCGUUUCCGGGUGGGCAUUUGUGGUGGCGGACGUGGAGCAGGCAAUCCUGGGGAUAGAUUUUCUCGCUGCUCACGACCUCCUGGUGGAUCCACGCCGCAGAUGCCUCCUACACGAGCCCUCGGCCACUAUCAUCCACGCGGAGCCCUGCGCGCAGCCGACGCCGUCCCUCACCACCCUCCGCCAAGCGACGCAGUUCGAGGCCCUCCUCCAGGAGUUUCCCCUCCUUACAUCCCCACAGUCCGCCCCGCCUCGGGUCCAACACGGGGUACAGCACUCCAUCGUGACAACUGGUCCCCUGUGCUUCGCUCGGCCCCGGCGGCUGCCCCCGGAACGUCUUCACGCUGCGCGCAAGGAGUUUGA